CGAAAAGAUCUUCUAAAUCACAAUGUAGAUACUUAUGGUUAGCUGAUGAACAAUUUGCGAUAAUACCAACUAGAUGGAUUCGAAAUCAAGUAAAGGUUUGGCUUAUAGAUCAACCUGAACCUAAUGAGUAUGAAUAUUUUGUGGACGAAAUAGUGUAUCAACAUAAUAAUCGAUCAUGGAAGGUUCGUCCAAUACAAUAUCGGCACUGGCAUCCAUCUGAAACUAUGGUUUUACCUCCUAUACCAUCCGGUUUUCGAUGUUUACGAAUCUUUAUUGAUUUAUAUUAUGACGAUUUUGAGACCUUCAGAGAUGUUUACCACUCACUUGGUUUUGUACCUUUAGGCGCUAACUUUGAGGACUUUAUAAAACCAUUCAUAGCAGAUAUGCGCCAACUACAAAACAGUAUUCAAAUGAGUAUGUAUAAUGGAGAAAAAGUUUAUAUCAAAGGUGGUUUGGAAGUAGUUACGGCUGAUUUGCCCCAAGGCAAUAACCUUUGUGGAGUCAAACGCUAUAAUGCUAACCGUGGUUGUAGAAAUAUUCAAUUUUCUGAAAUACGAUCACAAAGGAAUUUCUUAAACAAAAUGAAAGUUGCUGCAGAAUACGGCUUGUGCUUAAAAAAAAAUAUUUUAGACUUGUUAUAUCGUGAUCGACAUCAGCAAUACUCUCAAGAUCUCUACUACGCAAUGGCAGGAAAGGUGAAAAAAUUAUUGGAGUAUAUGAUUACUCUUUUUAAUGAUGAAGGGGUCAAUAUUUUUUUAAAAAUGUGGAAGUCAAUUGAAUUACCAAAGUCUUGGUCAAAAUUGCCUAAUCCUAUUACACACCAGAAAAGUUUCAUGAUGCCAGAUUUGUUUCGACUUGCAAUGUUAAUGCCUCAUAUUUUGAAUUGCUUCUUAACAAUUAAACAUAUUAAAGAGAAUGCACUUAAUGACCUUUGGAAAACAAUAAAAUGUAAACAUCGUGUUCAAGUGAUUAAUUUAAUCAUAAAGUGUUGGGUGUCUCUUUCUCUUUCCAUAAAGCAGUCAUUUGCUAUCUCAUUCCUAAAAGAUAAUAAUUUUGAAACACUAAAACGAACAUUGAAAAAAGAACAUGAUUAUUUAAUUAAG
Molecule: messenger RNA, 1103 nt
Organism: Racocetra persica
Lineage: Eukaryota; Fungi; Glomeromycota; Glomeromycetes; Diversisporales; Gigasporaceae
Source: the annotation of a GenBank genome assembly